Megalopta genalis is the source of this 1985-nucleotide messenger RNA. Lineage: Eukaryota; Metazoa; Arthropoda; Insecta; Hymenoptera; Halictidae. The record is from RefSeq and is a predicted model, not a curated record.
GUAAUAUUCUCUGAACUAAGGAUGAUACCGAUUGCCCAAAUGUCACUGCAUUUCUCGAUCCAGAGAAUAUUGUACUUGAAUCGAGUUUCUUUUUCAUCUCUAAUAGAAAAUGUCUAUGGCUCCAUCUCGUAUUCAUCAAGUAGUUACACAACUCUAGAUAAUACCAUUUACGUAACGAAAUCUGUACAGCAGAUACCGAUCUUCUGAAUCUGUAAGACACUCUGGACUCCGAACCCCCUCCACUACUCGGAGCACAUUCCAAGCAGAUUUCGUAACAUCGAACAUCACACAUACGUGUUGAGUUUUUGAGCAUGUAAACAAGUGUUUCGUUGUUUCGCUUAAAUUGAAAGUCGAAGAAAUGUUGCUGUCUAGAAAGAGUUGUGUUUUUGUGAAGAAGUACCACAAAAAGAUAUGCAAAAGGUUUAAGUCAAUGAACACGUCAGAAUGGAAACCUACGAUAGGUUUAGAAAUUCAUGCACAAAUUGCGACAACUUCAAAAUUAUUUUCUGGAGCUUCAACAGAUUUUAAUAGUCCAAUUAAUUCUUGUGUAUCACUAUUUGAUUGUGCAAUACCAGGAACAAUGCCGGUAUUAAAUAAGAAGUGUGUAGAAACUGGAGUAUUAACUGCUUUAGCAUUGUCCUGCGAAUUACAGAAUGUUUCAAUGUUCGAAAGAAAACAUUAUUUUUAUUCUGAUUUACCUGCAGGAUUCCAAAUUACACAACACAGAAAACCCUUAGCCGUGAAUGGGGAAAUUAAUUUUAUGGUAUUUAAUCCAUCGAUACAUAAAGAACCAUAUAUGAAAUCAUCCAUGAUCAAGCAAAUACAAUUAGAGCAAGACAGUGGAAGAAGUUACCACCAUGAAGAACUUGGAAAGAGUUUAAUUGAUCUUAAUCGUUCUGGAGUGCCUUUGAUGGAAUUAGUCUUUGAACCAGAUUUAACAAAUGGGGAGGAGGCAGCAGCACUUGUAAAGGAGCUGUCAAUGAUUUUACAAUUAAUAGGCGUAUGUUCAUGUAAAAUGGAAGAGGGGGCUUUGAGAGUGGAUGCAAAUGUCUCUGUAAGCAAAGAAAAUGAACCUCUAGGCACUCGUACAGAGAUAAAAAAUAUUGGUAGCGUGCGCGCCAUUUGUAAUGCUGUUGAAUAUGAAAUAAAAAGACAAAUAUUGCUUCUACAAGAUGGAGGUCGAGUUAUUAACGAGACUCGAGCAUGGGAUGUAUUAAAAAAAAAGACAAUCAUCAUGCGUGAAAAAGAAGAUAAUCAUGACUACCGUUUUAUGCCUGAACCAAAUUUACCUCUUUUACGCAUACACGUUGAUGAAAAUACAGAAAACAAGUAUAAUUUUGUUGAUGGGCCGGCAAUGAAAAAGCAAGUGCCUGAAUUGCCAGGAGAAAUAAGGAAAAAAUUGAUGGAUUCUUGUCUCACACCUCAUAUGAUCUUAGCAGUAAUGAGUGAUCUAGAAAUAUUAGAAUUAUUUCGUACUUUAAUAAAAAAAGAUAAAAAUCGUAUCCCACAAUUAACAGCACAAGUUAUGUUAACUCACUUCAUAGGUUUUAUACAACACAAUAAAUUGGAUAUCAAAUUUGUCAUGGACAAUAUAGAUCAUUUUGGACAGAUGGUGGACUUAUUGCAAAAUAAACAGAUAAAUCACAACAUAUUGCAUAAAGUAUUAAAAAUAUUCUUCGAGAAGCAAGAAAAAGAACCGAAACAGAUCGUAGAGGAGAAUAAUUGGUUCAUGAUCACGGAUGAAAAAGAAUUGGAGAAAUUGUGUUUGGAUAUAAUGAACAAAAAUCCAAAACUCGUUGCAAAAUUUAAGCGCGGGAAAACGAAAGUAUUUUCAAAAUUUGUACAUGAAGCACUUAAGGCUACCAAUGAAUGCGCAGACACACCUAAAAUUACAAAAAUAUUUUCCAGAUUGUUGGGUUAAUCGAAUAGGUUGUACAGUUUUGUAAAAUAUGGUGUUUCAAAUAAUAACUCUAUAAAUAAUUGAA